This is a messenger RNA of Archocentrus centrarchus (flier cichlid), 1788 nucleotides long. It is a transcript of the gene emx1, whose product is annotated as empty spiracles homeobox 1. Gene Ontology annotation, cellular component: nucleus. Gene Ontology annotation, biological process: central nervous system development; regulation of transcription by RNA polymerase II; brain development. The coding region runs from base 224 to 928 and encodes 234 amino acids. NCBI's taxonomy places the organism in Eukaryota, Metazoa, Chordata, Actinopteri, Cichliformes, Cichlidae. Gene Ontology annotation, molecular function: RNA polymerase II cis-regulatory region sequence-specific DNA binding; DNA-binding transcription factor activity, RNA polymerase II-specific. The record is from RefSeq and is a predicted model, not a curated record. The transcript is spliced from 3 exons.
GCGCGCACAGGCUCCGCGAAUCAGGACAAUUUGCAGCACUGUUGAGUUUUGUAGCAGCAUCUUAAAGCUCGUGUAGACAGACCCUUCACCACCCCUGACACCCCCCACCAUCUUUGGUCAUGAUGCUUCUCUGAGAGUGGGCUCGCUUUUAUUUUUAUUUCUUUCAACACGAGGGGGGAAAAAGGCUUAUCGCUUUCUUUUUGGUUUCUUUUUCUGCCAAGAGAUGAUGUUUUCGUCUGCAGGCAAGCGCUGCUUCACGAUAGAGUCUCUGGUCGCUAAAGAGAACCCUCUAACAGCCGAGGACCCCAUCCGCCCGACGGCUUUAAGUUACUCCAACCCGACGACAGAUGCCUUAAUGAACAGUUACCAGGCUCCACCACCGGCCAGAUCCCUCUAUCAAAGCCCGGACCUGGUGUUUCCGGAGACGAUGAACCACCCCUCUCUCACCGUGGCUCCUCACCAGCUCGGAGGCUCGCACCUACAGCACCCGCACUUCUUUGGGACGCAACACCGGGACCCGCUCAACUUUUAUCCUUGGGUCUUACGGAACAGAUUUUUUGGACACAGAUUUCAAGGUAACGACGUGUCCCAGGACAGCCUGCUCCUCCACGGUCCUUUCGCGAGGAAACCCAAACGCAUCCGGACGGCCUUCUCUCCCUCGCAGCUCCUCCGGCUGGAAAGAGCCUUCGAGAAGAACCACUAUGUGGUCGGAGCCGAGAGGAAACAACUGGCGAACAGCCUGAGUUUAUCUGAAACGCAGGUGAAGGUGUGGUUCCAGAACAGGAGGACGAAGUACAAGCGACAGAAGCUGGAGGAGGAGGGACCGGACAGCCAGCAGAAGAAGAAGGGGAACCACCACAUCAACAGAUGGCGCAUUGCCACCAAGCAGACCAGCUCCGAGGACAUUGACGUGACCUCAGAGGACUAAAUCUGCGGUCCAGCCUCUGACAAUGCUGCCCCUAAACCUUGCGUCCCCUUAUGACGCAUCAGAGGACCAAUACUAUUUAUUAUGUAAUAUUAUUAAGUAUAAUUAGACACAUUAGAGGAAGACUGGAGGACUUAAUAUGUGAUCACUGCUCAUCUCUUCAUCAAGGUGCUAUACUCAGUGACACUGGGGGGAAAACAUCUUAUUUAAUGAAAUCUGUUCUGGUUGUCUCUGGAUGAGGAGCGACUCUGUCAUCAUUUGAUCAUUUUGGUUGUGUGACAGCCAAAAAUGAAGAGACAUGACACCCUCUACCAUAGUGUUUGUUUUUUAAUUGUACAUAGACCAGUGAAGGGUAUUUGUUUCAUUAAAGCUGUAUUUUUUUUUUUUUUUACCACUUGCGUAGGUCAUUAACACAUCAUUGCUCACCCUGCUCCACCACCUGUGUACCAUGUUCAUUUACAUUUCUCCUCAAUUACAAGAAGGAGAUGACGCACACUUUGAAUCCGAGCGGACACGCUGGUCACAGACCAGAAGAAACCAAACAGGAAAUGGACUGCGCAUCACAGAACACGUAAAAAGAUCAUGAACGAUUGUAUCCCUACUUUCAUGACUUCAAAGCCACCUCGGCGCUUUGUUAAACCUCCUAAUGAAGACUCUUCACAGUAAUGUGACUCUCGGCCAGCUGCGCGUGACUCUGGGACAGACGAGAAGCCGCAGAGACCUCUGGUGUUGGGGUCAACUGGAGCUACAUAAUAAAAGUUCACAGCUUUGUGCUUCUUCUGCCGUGGCACAUUUGUGAUUGUGAAUGUGUCGAGAUUUCAUCAAGCGCUGUGUGUAGUGCAAAUCAUAUAUGAGAAAAAAAA